Portunus trituberculatus (swimming crab) is the source of this 765-nucleotide messenger RNA. RefSeq lists its product as uncharacterized. Lineage: Eukaryota; Metazoa; Arthropoda; Malacostraca; Decapoda; Portunidae. The transcript is spliced from 2 exons. The record is from RefSeq and is a predicted model, not a curated record. Bases 1 to 765 code for a protein of 254 amino acids.
AUGACGUCACCCUGUCGCUUCCCUUCUCACCGGGAGAAGAACAAGAGGUCAGCACAUGACAUCCGCCCCACUCUAAAUGGGGAACAAUUGAGACCUCAACAGGAGCUGCAGAUCCUGGGGGUCACGUUUGACAGCAAGCUGACUUACCAGGCUCACCUCACCCAGCUCGCCAGGACAGCAGCGGGAAAGCUGGCCUGCCUCAGAAGGAUGUCAGGAUUCCUGGACAGCAGGGGACGGGAACUGCUGUACAAAGCCGAGAUUCGCUCCUCCCUUGAGUAUUCCUGCCUCGCCUGGGGCGGAGCGGCGCCUUCCCACCUUGCUGUCCUGGACAAAAUACAACGGAGAGCGGAACGACUCAUAGAGGAUGGCCCUCCUGAGCAGCAGGCCGGCCUGCACAGCUUGCACAGCCUGCAGCAUCGCAGGGACGUGGCAGGCCUCGCCACCCUCUACAAGGUGCAGGAAGAAAGAACACCACACCUGCAGGAACUCUGCAUCCCGCCUCGCCGCGCUGAGGUGCUCACUAGAGCCGUCUCGGCAGCACCCUCGGCCCUGCACAUCCCACGUUCUCACUCCACCCACCAUCAAAGACAAUUCAGACAAAGUUAUGGACAGCGGUGGAAUGAAUUUCUGGCCUCUGACAAGUGCCCGGACGACCUCAGUGUUGCAGUGUGCGGAGGCCAGAAAUUCAAAGUGCUAGUGAACCAGUGGAUAAGUGAAAUACGUGAUAGUGACACGAGUGUGCAAAAUACAAAUUCGGCCUCAUAG